Theobroma cacao (cacao) is the source of this 1504-nucleotide messenger RNA. Its product is annotated as methylthioribose kinase-like. NCBI's taxonomy places the organism in Eukaryota, Viridiplantae, Streptophyta, Magnoliopsida, Malvales, Malvaceae. Gene Ontology annotation, molecular function: S-methyl-5-thioribose kinase activity. The record is from RefSeq and is a predicted model, not a curated record.
AAAAAUGGCAUUUCCUGAGUUCAGGCCACUAGACGAGAAGUCUCUCGUCGAAUACAUAAAAGUGACGCCGUUUUUGUCAUCGAAGAUCGGGGACAAGUACGAUGAUAUAAAAAUUAAGGAAGUUGGAGAUGGCAAUCUUAAUUUCGUCUACAUCGUCGUUGGCGCUUCUGGUUCUUUUGUCAUUAAGCAGGCGCUACCUUACGUACGAAGUCUUACGGAAUCUUGGCCAAUGACAAAGGAAAGAGCAUAUUUCGAAGCUGUAGCGUUAAAAGAGCAUGGUGGUUUGUGCCCUCGACAUGUUCCUGAAGUUUAUCAUUUUGACCGUACCAUGUCUUUGAUUGGAAUGCGAUAUUUAGAGCCUCCCCAUAUAAUUCUCAGAAAAGGGUUGAUUGCUGGAAUCGAAUAUCCAUUCCUGGCGGAACAUGUGUCAGUAUAUAUGGCCAAGACUCUCUUCUGCACAUCUCUUUUAUAUCGGUCAACUACAGAGCACAAACGUGCUGUGGCUGAAUUUUGUGGGAAUGUGGAACUAUGCAGACUCACUGAGCAAGUUGUUUUUUCUGACCCGUAUAAAGUGUCUGAAUAUAACCGUUGGACUUCUCCUUAUCUCGAUCAUGAUGCCGAGGCUGUCCGGGAUGAUGUUAUAUUGAAGCUUGAAGUAGCUGAGUUGAAAUCUAAGUUUUGUGAAAGAGCCCAGGCCCUUAUUCAUGGAGAUUUCCAUACAGGUUCUGUCAUGGUUACCCGUGAUUCAACUCAGGUCAUAGAUCCAGAGUUUGCAUUUUAUGGACCAAUGGGGUAUGAUAUUGGCGCUUUCAUUGGGAACUUAAUUCUGGCUUUCUUUGCACAAGAUGGACAUGCUGAUCAAGGGAAUGACAGAAAAAUAUACAAAGAGUGGAUAUUGAAGACAAUUGAGGAUACUUGGAAUCUUUUCCGCCAAAAAUUCACUGCACUUUGGGAUCAACACAAGGAUGGCCCCGGGGAGGCUUAUCUUCCAGCAAUUUACAACAACCCUGAGCUUCAAAAGCUUAUACAAGAAAAAUAUAUGAAAGAAUUGUUCCAUGACACACUUGGAUUUGGUGCUGCUAAGAUGAUAAGGAGAAUUGUUGGUGUUGCUCAUGUCGAGGAUUUUGAAUCAAUUAAAGAAGCUAGCAUACGAGCAGACUGUGAGCGGCGGGCUCUUGAAUUAGCUAAGACUCUUCUCAAGAGAAGGCGAGAAUUCCUGUCAAUUAGUGAAGUUAUUUCAGCCAUCAGGCAUGUCCAAUCAUGACGUAAAAUUACCUGCAAAUAAUGGUUUGCUCCUGGUAUUAGUUCCCUCAUUAAGCAUCUUCAGAUUUUUGUUCUGGACCAAGCCGCUCUUGCUGCAGAGCCCAUCAAUUACUCUAAUUUUGUUCGUGUGAAACCGCUGUUGUUCUGCAUCUGGCCAGUUCUUGUGCUAAAUAGAUGUAAUGCUUUUCAUGAUCCAGAAAUUACUUGCUGUUGUAAUUUAAUAAAGUCAUGCUUUCUUGUA